Lactuca virosa is the source of this 631-nucleotide messenger RNA. The record is from the annotation of a GenBank genome assembly. Lineage: Eukaryota; Viridiplantae; Streptophyta; Magnoliopsida; Asterales; Asteraceae.
GGCGAAUUUAAUUUAAUAUUCUAAUAUGAAGAAGCUCAUCAUCUACCUACCUCCUUUUCCCUCAUUGUUUCAGCAGACUUAAAAUUUCCCAGUUUCCUGUAAAAUUUGAUCCAACUACCACCAAUUUUCUCCGAAAAUGGCGAUUUCAUCCACUGCUUCAAGUUUAAUAUCACUCUACACGCCAACAACUCCACAACGUACACCAUCAACCUCUCUAUUUUCGUCUUCGAAUUCAUCCUUCCUCACCACGACAUUCAAACCCUUGAAUCUCGUCCAACGACACAGAUCCAUUCCGGCCAACACCAAAAAAAGCGGUUUCUCUUGUACUUGUAUGUUCGGACUUGGUAUGCCGGAGCUGGUAGUUAUCGCUGGCGUCGCCACCCUUGUUUUCGGCCCUAAGAAGCUGCCGGAGGUUGGUCGUAGCAUCGGAAAAACCUUCAAGAGCUUCCAACAGGCAGCAAAAGAGUUUGAAACAGAGCUGAAAAAGGAAAGUGAACCUAUUGAAGAGUCGAGAACUGCUUUAAAUGAGAUCAUUGAGCACGAAAAUGGAGACGCCAAUAGCACGAAGUUGACUUUGUCAAAGCUUUUGACGCCAUCAAUUGGAUUGGGGUUUCUUUCACUCGGUGAUUGA